Molecule: messenger RNA, 12377 nt
Organism: Osmia lignaria (orchard mason bee)
Lineage: Eukaryota; Metazoa; Arthropoda; Insecta; Hymenoptera; Megachilidae
Biological process (GO): regulation of DNA-templated transcription
Molecular function (GO): DNA-binding transcription factor activity
Source: RefSeq, a predicted model, not a curated record
UUCACCGAAAACGUCAGACUUCAUUCGCAUCAAUAUUCUCGAUUCCUGGGAUUCGACUCGAAAAACGGCGUGUUGCAGUUGGUGACGGCCCGAGCGACAAGGGUUGCUUAGUUUUGUCAACGAUUUUCGAGCGAUCCUGCGUCGGAGAAAAUCGAUUCAACUACCAUCCUCUAAGAUUCUGCUUGAACCAGGAGGAGAAAGAUCGUCGAAUCGAUAUUCGAUCGUCGAUUACGAAGGAUCGAUCGAUAGAUAAGCUUUUUCAGAGUCUACGAUAACGAGUGAAUUCGUUCGAAUUCGUUAACGUUAAUAUCUCUCCCUACGACGCCUUUUAGAGGUCCUUAGAAUACUUAUCAUAGUGAAAGCAAUAAAAUUAUACGAGAGAACAGACGAGUGAGUGAUACAAGCAAAAGAAAAUUUAAAAAAAUGAAAAAAAAAUAAGAAAAAAAACGUACACGUACAUGUAAGCAGAUUAUAAUGCGCUUCGAUCGUUCAGUUUGCAAAGGAAUCGGUAGAUAUCAGUAAGCUUGAUGAGGGAAUUAGCGAUCGACGUUGUUUCUUUAGCGGAACGAGCAUUACUGAUCGACAGAUAUGAUUGUAUCGUGCUCGAGCACCGAAUAAAUCGAAAUUAGAGUCGAACGAAUUGGUUCUUCGAUAGGAAGAAGAUUCGAAACAAUCAACUUCAAUCUUAGGGCAAAAAGUUUGCGUAUUUUUCUUGGAUACUCGACAAUUUCUAGCCUUUUGCACUAUAAACUCACCGCUUCGAAGACACUAUUUUUACUAUUUUAAUCUUUCUCUAUUGUCAUUGAACGAUAUAACAUAAUAAAAUUAACAUUUUCAUCAAAAAUAAAAUCCAAUUGUGACAAUAUUGAAAAUGAUGACAGGAUGAAUUUGAAUAUUAAUUUCACUGAAGUUUAUCUUUAAAUAUUAACAAUUUCAAAUAACCGCAAGCAAUAAUAUUACAUAUUUGUAUUUUAUAUCGAAAGAUAUAAAAUAAUUACAGUGCAAAGAGCUAGAGUUUCUCCAACAACGAAUGAUUGAAGCUGGUUCAAAGAUUCGUCGUUUGAAAUUGUUCGUAAAGACGGUUAAUUAAAUCUUUUUCGGGUUGACAAAACGCGAUUUGUAAGCACUCACGAAGCGAAUCGUUUAGUUUCUCGCGCACCGAUUGUCUUCGCUCUUAUUAGUCUGUAAAGAUUGUAAAGAUUGUAAAUAACGGGUUCCCGCCCUUCUCUCUCUUCACCCUAACUUUCUUCAGUUUAGUUUAAUUAACUGAAAAAAAUGCGAGUACUGUGGGAUCGAAACCGUCACAACAUUAUUCCUUUUUGUCAUUGAUGAUCAGAAUUUCGAAUAACAAAUUAAAAAAUGAAAUUGAACAAUGAAUUGUCUAUUUUUAAUUACUUGGUAGUCGAUCUAUUAACUUUAGAAAGAUUAAGAUGAUUGAUCGACCCCACUAAUUAAUAAAGAAAAUUACCAAAAGAUUAUUUAUCGAGCGGUCACGUGCAAAGCUUUGUCUCUCUAGGGUUAAACUGGCUUCCCCAAAAAAGAAUCGAAAAUGUUUGAUUUCCAACGCUAUCACGAACUCCCGCAGUACCGUACUCAACCAUUCCGUGUGUUGGCAAGCAUGGUUCAUUGCUCCGUGUUGAUUCAACGGGGGGUUGUUUUAGAGAGCAAAUUAAUUAACUCUCGUGCUUUCAUUCACCUGUAUUUCGCUCAGUUUUCCUUCGUACGAACACGAAUUUCGAUUGAAGCUUCGCUUUUAUUCGUGACACCGUUUCGCCUCGGUUCUCGAUGGAAAAUCGGCUUUCAGUUUUUGAUCUCCAAUCGAUCCCGACGAGCAGCUCACUACAUUUUUUUAACAAUUAACUUCUUCCAACCCUAUGCUGAUGUUGGAAGGGUUAAUUAUUAUCGUUGCUUCAAGACACGAUAGUUUGGGAAUAGUUACUAAAUUUUCAACGAUUCUUUUGCGAUUGAAAAGUAUUUUAAAGUACCAUGCGCCGCGUGGGUCAUUGAUGGCUCAAGAAAUGCGUUCGCAUAUUUUCUUUGUUUGUACUACAAAAUACACGUUCCUUUUAUUAAACGUUCCUUGCACAAAUAUUCACGUUUGCAACGCUGUUCCACCUAUUUCCCGUCGAGCUUGUAUCAAAUUCAGUGAAACAGAUCAGUGCGCUGUUCGUCGCGACGCUCGUGAUUCCCUUUGGUCGUCGAACGGAGACGUUGGUUCGCAACUUGGGUCGGCAGCUACCGAUCGUGUUGCAAAAAUCAAAUUUCCGCGAACCGCAGAAAUUUCAUCGUCGUGAGCCGACGACUAGCGAAGGUUGUUACAAUUUUAGUGCGUUUACGCAAGAAUCGCGAUCUGUGAUAUUCUUAAGCAGUACUUAAGCAACUCGAGGAUCCCUUCCUUCUGUUCAUUCUCGAUGGUUGAUUAAAAAAUGAAAAUUAUAAAUUCUGAUUGGAUUGGUUAAAUAUAUUCGAUGGAUCUUAUAGAUCAUCGAGGAUGACACUUGGACGAUCCUCGUCGAAUCGAAAGCAUAAAGUCACGUUAUUUAAACACCGUUGUAAAUGUAAAUGGCUGAUAACUCAUAUGGCAAAUAAAUAUGAUUUAUAUACAAAAUCAUCUUCCUCAGAUCUCUAUUUCUACGUUUGAAAGUGUUAUCCCUUGAAGAUAGAAGACAGUAUCGUUGAUCCUAUCGAUCAUUCAUAGACGGAAAACAGUCGAGUAUCUCGACGUUCCUCUGCUUCUAACCCCUGCGUGAAAUGCAACAGCAAAUCAGAUCAACUGUAUAAAAAAUCAGUAACCAGCGAGUGAAAGUUUCAACUAUUCUUCUUUUACUGUUAUUCAUCCUUUCUAAUAUCUUUACACCGUUAGCAAUUAUUAGAGCCUCGAAGCCUGCAUCCAAGAAUGAGCUCCCUGACAGAUCAUCUAACAUGUCAUUGGCUGUCUGGCACCUCCUGAUCCUCUGGAUGAUACUGAUCUCCUGUUCAAUUAUGAGCGAAGCACGGUUUCCCUAUGUGUCAGAAUUCGAGUACAUCCCACGGCUUCAUCCUUCCAGAAAUCCAGAUUGCCCAUCGCGAUUCGUUGGGAAAGAUAAGAUCCAAGAGAAUGUAAAUGGAUGGAAUCGACCGUCGAUAGAGAUCAGAGCGGUGCUGUCUCGUUGCACAAAGUAUUCUAACGAUUUUAACAAGCGACGAGCGCGACGUGGCUACACAGAGCAUCAAGGGAUAACAAAUUGCACGCGGAAGAUUGUUAUCAACAUAAGGUUCAACAAUAUCGGCAAGACCGAAAUGGAAGAGAAAUUCAUAGUGAUCGAUCACGUGCUGGAUUCGGCCACGAUGAAAAAGAUGCCACUACAGAAUCCAUACGUAAUCAAAGUUCGUCAAGAAGCAGUAUUACAAUUGUACGGUUUAAAAUUUCAAAGCGUUGUUAACGCAGAGGCGAGGGAAGAUGUGAUUAACAACGAGAGCCCGAAUUACACCGGGUGUAACGUUGAUCCGGAGAAUCCAACCUGCGGUCAAACGUUCAUGCGUGGAGAACCAGUUCCUUUUAGCCAGGGUUUCUGCUGUUCCUGCGAUCCGAGGGUGAAUGCUAGACGUCAGUUCGCAGGCUCGAACGAUUCCGUCGAAAGUUUCGAUGCCGCAGCCAAGUCAAACUACAACGACGUCGCAAACAAACCUCGCAACAGGUUAGCAAACCAGAACGGGUAUACAAGAAUAGCGAACGAUCCGAUGGCGGAACGCCAGAUCACGAAGAAUGACUCUCGAUCGAUGAAGAAAUCAAACACGCGACCCGUGAAUUCUGCUAGCAGCGAAACAAUUGGAAGCAGUGUUUCCAGGUCGGAUGCACGUCGUGAAAAAGACGCGCUGCAUAAAUCGAUCGAUCGAUCCUCGCCGAUGUCAUUGCGUGGAAACAAAGAAGAGAACAAUCACGGGGAGUAUCUCCUAUCGGGGAAAAAGGAAGCCACGAAUUCCCGUGUCACGGAUUCCAGCGAUAGCGAAAAACAUUCCAGAGAACGGGAGGUCGCCUCGUCGACAUCGGUGUCGUCCACGAGACCGGAAGUGUCCGCUGGAAGGACGCCAAGCGGUGAUAAAACAGCGUCCAACAGGAACGUUGCGUGCGACAGAACGAUUCAACGGGAAAAUGUCUCUGGGGGAAAAUCAGGAAAAGCUGGUCUCGGUGAAAAACAAGGAAAUCAGGUGAAAAUGGUAGAUAAAGAAAAUUUCAAUGGCGGUAAAUCGAUCUCUGACGUAGAACGUUUCAAUUCCGUGAAAAAACAGCCGAAAAAUCGACAGUCCCUGACAGAAAACGAAAGAAAUAAUCGCGAAUUCCAGUUGGUUGAUUCGAAAACGGAAGUUGAAAAAUCACGGCGAGAGGGAGGGAAACACGCGGGCCGAUCGAAGAGCAUGAAAACGCAGAAUUCGUCGAUGGAUUUAACUGAUACAAAGGAUUCAUUUCGUUCGAGCAAGCAGGAAUUAAAGAAAAAAUGGUGGAAGAAGGCAGUUACAUCAGCGAACUAUGUCAAGGAGGACGGGCGAAAGGGUGAAUCCUUCACUGGAAAUAAAGGUUCUCUCCCAAAGAAGAGGAACAAAGCGUUUCCCGUUACUUCGACAAUCGAUUCAGUACCGAUCCGACCUGCUAUGCAUUUAAACGAGCCUUUAAAAAAUUUGUCGACAGGUGUAUUGAAUAGCAAUGGGUCUCCUGUGAGCCAGUCAGCUCGCUACACCGGCAAAGGUAAUUUGAAUAGAGUAAUGGAAGGUACGUCUCGCCGGCCGGAUAUUAGAGUCAAGAGUUUUAACGAGAAACAUGGAACGGUCGUAGCAGGAUCGCACGGGAACGAGAAAUCGAUUCGUACCCUCGAAGACGUCGGUGUGAAGUUGAUUUCGCAGAUGAUCAACAUCGACGAGAACCUGUUACAAAAUGACGAUUGUUUCGACGGUAUAAAGAAUCGUCCGUGCAAAGGGAGUAUCGAAAAUUACACGCCGCAGAAGAGAACCUUGAAGAACCUGUCUUAUCGUAAGAAUAGGCAGAAUCGUGACCGCAGAAACCAGAACGAACACGAAAUCGAUGGUUACCAAAGCGAAAGAAACUUUAGACGAUCCAAUGGACCGUUUCGUGCUGGAAGAAAUCGACGCAGAUCGAAAGGGCGAAACGAACCAUCCUCGAGACGAGGUCGUCGAAAGAGGAGGAGCAAAAACCUUGACGAUGACAAAGGAUUCGCGUCGGGGAAUCCGAAUUCCGCUCGCGAGGUCCAAGUGUACAUAGACUCCUCGAGACCCUUGCUGGAACGCACGAAUGAUCAUCCAAGGUCGGGUAAAUUCACGCAUCGUAGAGCUAAGCCGAAUAACGUUGCCGAAGCUACCAACGGCCAGGAAUCGAUGUCAAAGGACAAUUUAGAUAAACGGAUCGAAGAGAAGUUUAGUCGUAUAAACGACGUGCUGAAGGAGGAUUCGAUGGGGUCGAAGGGAAGCGUGGAAGAGGUGCCGGAAACCCCUGAAAUUGAUAAGACGAAGCAGUAUAGCUAUCGCGAUGACACAGAGACGGGGAAUAAGCUUGAGGAAACGAAUGAUGUAUCAUCUGAGCAAAAAGUUGAGGAGACUCGGGAUAGGGACGCGUCGAACGAAGCCACUGAGCCAAUUCUUGAAGACAAAAUGAAUCAAAUUGAAGAUGAUACAGGGUUGGAUACAAAUCUUGACCUUGAAGCUGAGAAUUUAGGAAAAGAUGAAGAAAUAAAUGAUCAUCCAGGUAGUAAUUUACCCGAGAACAAAUUUGAAAAAUCCAAGAGUUCAACAUCCAAUUCUGACCUUGUGAUUUCACCGACGAUGGGAUCAUCGAUGAUCGACGAUCAAUUGAAAGUAACCCCAGAUCUAUCUUUAUCAGAAAACGCAGAGAAUGCCGAGGAUUUUGCUUUAACUAAAGAAACAUCGACGGAGAUCACGCAGGCAUUGAUAGUAGUCGAUCUCUUCAAGGUGGUAACCAAUCCGCUGAACCAGCAGCAGCAAACCACCGUUCCGAAAGAUACCUCGAAGCCGUCCAAUCGAUCCACGGUGGUCAGCCGGUUGGGAAGUCUUGGUAAAAGCAUACAGAAAGCCUUUGGUCUUCGGGUUCAGUCGGAAACAACUCGUCAAACAUUCGCGAUCACUAGUACACUGGGGUUGAACGAGUCAACAACGACGACGGAGAACACGACGGAAGCAACGACGACCGGUGUUGGUACCACGAAGAUCACGGAUCAGGUUUUCCGACCUUCGAUCAAGCCCCUCAAAGACGCAUCGAAGCAAACUUCUGGCGAGUUCCAUAACGAGGUUGUCAUCGACGAGUUGACUUUUCCUGACGAGACCAAUCCCCCAACGACUGCCGCAACUACGCUUGUUCGACGAAGAUUCGAUUCGGAAAUCAACCUGAUAACCGAAGAGCGACGAAGGAAGAAGAAACGUAUGACACCUUUGGCGAUUCAGAAUAAGGAUUCAUCGUUGGAUGAGUUUCGUCAGCCGUACAGGUACCAUAGAAGUCCUCGUGCCGAUAAUCCUUGGUACCACGGAGGGAAGAAGGAUUCGAUGAAAUUCUCCUUCGAAGCUGAAAACGUUAAUCUGAUGAAAGAGAAGCUGGGCUCGAGCAACAGUUUCCUUCGUGAACAGCGGAAUUACGUGCAAUUGAUGGUUAAUGGUCAGGACGAUGCUGAAAAGGCGAAUUAUGGGAAAGGAUACAGGCUGAAGAAAGAUCGGAGCGACCCAGUGAAUGGAGGUAGAAGAAGAAAAGCAGAGAUCAGAAAUUCGCCAGGAAUUAAGUGGAUUCAUCAUCCAUGGUACUCCACUACAGAGUCUUCGGAGUAUACCGUUAAAAGUAAGAAUCGUGCGGACGGUGUUCUUCCUAGCAGAAGUCUGACCAAUUCAAAAGAAACUGGAAGAAUCCAGAAGGAAUCUGAUAACUUGAAUCAGCCAGAAAUUUCAGGUAGAAUACUACCACCUUGUUCUAAAAGUAAAUAUCGUAGAAGCAGACGUCUGUUGUCCGUUAAAAACUCGAAGAGUACCAAGAGGAACCAUCAAAAGACGAGUAAAAAUAAAAAGAAGCACGCUAAAGACGACGAGGAUGAUGAAUAUGAGAAGGAGUCUUCUAAACAUCUAAAGAGUUUGAGGUCGCGCGUGGAGAAGUCGAAGAAACGAGACACUGAACGAGCCUCUUCGAAACGAAAUAAAAGUAACAAAAACCGUAGCAAAAAGCAGCUGCAAUCACCAUUGGAGGAUUCGUUCGAGGGCUACGAUUAUUCGAUGCCCAAGGAGCCGGGGUACGAAGUCCUCGAAGAAAGGCAGGCCAAGGAUGUCGGCAACCCUGAAGAGUCUCUCGAAAACGACGAAACAGUUCCUUUCAUAGAAGAAUCUGCCCAGAGGAUGAUUCCUGGAGAUUCGAGAAUCCAAGAGAACGUGCAAAACGACGAUUCGUACAGCCGGUUAGCGGACAACAGUGUGCCGGUUGAUUUCGACAGAUUGACGGACAAUUCGAAGGCGGAGGAUUCGGUUCUGAGCGAGAAGGAUGGGCAAGAAUUGGGGAAAGAUUUCGAGAUAUCACUGACAGGGAAAAUUCACUUGGAAAGCGAUUCGAACGGGCGACCGGUGUCCAUCAGUUUCAAUGCCGCGCCGGAAUUCCUGCCAAAGAGUUCCAUCGAUUCUGGGACGAUGAACGAGUACGUCGAUCGAUUGCCAUCAGAGUCAGCCUCCAGUUCUUUAGUCGACGCGUCGAACACGGACAAUGCUAAUUUUUUGUCGAACGCUUUCGGCGCACAACCGGUAGACUCUGACGAGACGGGUGAUCAAUCGAAAGAAUACUCGGGUGUAAUCCGUGAAAGAAAUGGUAACGCUGUGAAAUACAGAGACGUGAAUCGUCCUCAGAAACUGCUUCGUCUGCAGAAGAAAUCCGUAGAUGCUAUCGAGAAUGCUGAUGAAGAAGAAACAAGGUUAUUGAAAGGGUUACACAGAACUGAUGAGAAAUACAGUCCGAAGGAUUCUGGAUCUACGAACCUCAAACGGGACGUGGAAUCCGUUUCAAAGGAAACAGAAGCGAAGGACGGAGAUGUGUCUUCAGGCUCCGAAGACCUGAAGAAUGUGCUUUUAUCUGAUUCUGAAGACUCGCCUCAGAUUUCAUUGGACCUGUCCAACGAACCUGAAGCAUCAUUCUUGAACGCAGAAGGUGAAGACGCGGCUACCACCGUUCUUUCUGGUGGCUGUUAUGCCUUAAACAGCACCACGGAGAGGACUGACCUGCCAGAAACAACCACGGUCGUUGAGAAAAUGGCUGCCUUCGCGAACACACCGUUGCUCAGCUAUCAAGAUUUAAAUACGACUGAAUACCCGAGUACCACCGAACAGUUAGCUACUACUAUCACGACGGAACGUUACGACAGCGUUCAGGAAGAAACUUUGCCGCCCCAGAAGCAACAAGCUUUCGGUUUCUCGAAGAGUGUGGCAGAGUACAAUACCUCAGCGGAAGAUAAUAAUGAAACGACGGAGAAGAAGAACAUGCAGGCUGUAUCUGAAUUCGUGAAGAAGUUGGAGAAACUGGUGACAGACGCGGGGAACUCGAGCAACCAAACCGGCAGCACUUUGAUUCAUUUGAAAAAGUUCAUUAUCGUUCCUGAUAAUCAAACGUUUUGGAGUCUUGGGAAACUUUCAGAGCCUGAAGUAUCGCCAUCGUCGAGCACCGAGACUGUGGUUCUAAUGGGAGAAGGGGUGAAUGAAAAUGAAAACGUUGGGUCUGUAAACGAUAAGGAAGAUGAUGAAGUUGAUGAGGAAUCGAAACCAGCAGAGUCUGAUUUGAUUAAAGGGAUAAUUAGAUCGGUGAUAAGAGGCGAUGACGAGAAACGCGACGUGACGGGUUGUGGAACAGGGAAGAAGGAAGAACACGAGGAGCCCUCGAAAAAUAAUAACGUUUGCAAGGAAGAUAAAUCAAAUAUGAAAGAGAAAAGAGAAGCGUCUAUGAGUAACGCGGGGCGUGAACGAAAAAGGGAAUCUAAAAAGAAAGACAGCAGACAGGGGAAGAAGAAACGGCGACGAAAGCGGAAAAGAAAACCUAAGAAGAAGAAAAAGAACGCGAAUAAGAAGAAUGAUAAAAAGAUUAAGAGCAAAUGGCCCUUUAAAAGGAACUUACUCAUGCUAUCGGAAGAGGAACAGAUUGAAACACCGGACUGCGGAAACAAGUGGAGAAUCAUUGAUAAAUUUUCAUUGUGCGAGAAGAACAAGAAUAGGAUAGAACCGAAGAAGUCUGGUGAAAAUAAGUUCAAAGAACCGCAGAUUCGAGGAGGUCAAGAUUGCUCGAAUCACAGACAUCCCCCAAACGUGGAUCCUUCGAAAUACCUCGAAUCGGCGCACUGUCUACGAUUCAGUAACUUAUGGUACUCGGUCUACCAGCUGGAAGAACCUUUCGUAGCUCACAAAAUUCAUCUUCAAAUCUAUGUAAAAGGUAGUUCUGCCGAUGGAUCAAUUUUCUGGCAGGAUUUAACAAACGGUUCAUCCGUAAGAUUGGGCACCUUUGAUAAACACUAUCGGGAUACAAGGAACAGCAUGGAUUUCACGUAUAACGAUAUCAAAUUAACACCGAACACGGGCUAUAAUUUGGAUCCAACGAAAGAUCGUUUAUUGGUACCGUCCACGCUUUCCGAGGAUACAUCAAAGUACCCCGAAAUCGAAGGAUGGUCAGGCGAGUAUCUAGUGGUGCAAGCGGACAAGAUCAACGAGGAUACAAACGAGUGCGACAAAGCCGGUGUGGGUUUCACUGCGUUCGUUAAUCAACCGGAUCGUUGCGAACGUGUACGUGGAACCUGUUUGAAGAAUCAACCGAUGGAUUACUGGAGACACGACGUCGAAGCACGAGAUUCCGGACGGUCUGGUUGCUACUUCUUGAGCAAUUUCGCCUGGGUGCCGAGCGAGGCCAUCAAGUACAACGUGAACGGAACCGGAAGCCGCGAGUUCCUCGCCCUCGAGUACCAUUCGCCGCACGUGUCCGUGAUCGACGUUGAACUCGGGGCCGACUACAAUGCUCUCCUUCGAGCAGGGUCAUACGGUCGACUAACCGAGGUGUACAUAGAUAAUACCGCAAUUGAUUACACAGUGAUAACGGUGCUGAUUACCAACAAAGGCUCAUCUUCAUCCUCUUAUCGAGUCCGGAUUACAGACUGUCCCGAAGGACUUCCGGUGUCGUGGUUGAACGCCGAGUCUCCAAGCAAGACAAUCUCGUCCCAUCACGAUCGUAAAGUAGCUCUAGAUCUCUACGGGAGACUCUCAUUAAACGAAUUCUCUUGUUCCGUGGAGCUGUUGAACAGCAACGGGGAACCGGUAGCAACGAGAAGAAUAAAAACGAGAAAAAUGGAUCGUUGCUUUUGCGUGCGACACUGCGUGUGUACAUGCGACGGUGAAAGAACGAGUUGUCAGCCUAUGUCGUUGGAAAAUUAUCACGCUGCCGGUUUUCGAGGCCCGCUUCCGCCUACACCUGACGAACCUUUCAUCUGGUUCAAUCCCAUAACCAUAGUUUGCUUGUUUAUAAUCGGUGUUCUGUUGCUGUUGCUUCUUUUAGGUAUUUUCAAAUGGCUGAUCGGUCUAUGCUUGCCAGCAGUAGGACGUUGGGGAUUGGAUGCUCUAUUCGAAACGAAUAAAAUGAAGGAAUAUUUUGAAAAGGAUUUGAAAUCAAGAAGUGUAGUAUUGGAUGAAUCUGGUCAACCUGUGCAUCCAGACACGAGAAGGAAAUCUGUCAGAGUUUGCAAUAGGAAGUUGGAAUUUUUCCUGAAUUUGAUAUUUUUCUUCAUUUAUCCAUUGGUGAUUUGUUGCUGGUACUGUAUGAAACCUAGACACCCCAGUAAAAGUACGAUUCCUGUCGAAUCCCAGGCUAGUCUGAUGUCUGAAAAGGAGGAGUCCCCUACAAUGAUAUGCGUCAGCACGUACGGCGACAGUAUAAAUUCCAAGAUGGAGGCGGAGGACACGAAGUACGUAAUAGACGAGCUGAAGAAGUCACAGGAGUCCUUGCAGAAUCUCAACAGAUAUAAAAGGAAGCCGGAGAGCCCAGAAACUGUUCCAAGCUCGUCGGACUGAUAAGAAAAAGACGGGGGUAGGAGGUUCUCGACGCGUCGAGAUGCAUUUUCAAUCCAGACACGUCGAAAUACCGGUCCCAGGGAAAUAUGCGAUUUUACUCGACAGGAAUUAUACGCAAUGCGGUCGUACCACGGGACACGGACAGAGAAUUUGUGGACGUUGCCGGCUUGAUAUCCAUGGCGUGCGGGGGUGUGGGUGUGCACCCCUCGCUUUAACCUAUUUUUUCCGCCCGAGCGCUAUUUGUACGCGACGGUGGAAUGUAAAUAUUCAUAUAGAAUGCACGUAUUUUUUCGUGGAUUGCGCUUAGUCACGGGGAAAUAAAAAUAAACGCUCGUUACGCCGGGGAAUUUCAGCCAUAGGAUAUUCUCGCCUGUUUCACGACCACGGCUAAACCGUGUACGCUAAUCGAGGGACGAGGAUUGAUUUUUCUCCUUCCCUCGUUUCCCACCCUGUCAAUAUUCUACUCUCUAUUUUUUUAAGCUAAUUUAUCGUGAAACAUCGAAUCGACACGGACGUGAAACGUUAAUUCGAGUCAAUUAUAUCCUAUCAUCUCUCUACUGAAAUUUACGAGCUGUAGAGAAAAAAAGAGAGCUUUAUAUCCUAAAUCGCUUGAAUUUUAUCCGUACAUAAACAUUCUUUUUCGUGCCGAAUAAAACCAGCUCGUGUAACACGCGAGCGAUGAACGCUUAAUAUCUCGUGACACGCGGGUUAUCCUACUAACAGGAAAUUCCGGAAAAUGAAAUUGUCGAAUUUCAUCAAGUUUCGUGUUUACCGAUCGACACGAUCCAUUUCGACGUUAUUCCUCCGCUCAUCUCGUUAUAAUUCAAACACGUGGCGCGGUUUAAGCGAUGGCAAUUUUAGUGACGUAUCGCUUUAAAAUAAAAUUGCUUUCGCGAAGGUUUUAUCAUCUAAACUUUCCCCGCUUUCGUUCAUGCGUUUUAACGAUACCACCGGGGACAGAGUUGCGAACGAAAUUUACAUUGCAAAUAUUAUUUCCACGCAAAUACGCCUCCGUUUAUUGUAUCCUCGCUUGCUUUAUAGACUCUGUACAGUAGUUGAGUUUAGCAACUUUUUCAGGGGGAUCGCUAUUUAAAAUCGCGUUUCCUCGAUAGAAAAUUGAUGGCGUAAACGAGUUUCCCGUGAUAUUCGAUUAUACCAUAACUACGUCGAAAGAAUGGAUGCGUAUGCUAAGGAAAAGGAAACGAGGAGCUUCGUAUUAUGCGAUCGCGUUUAUCUACAUGCACCUGUGCCCAGCUUGAAUGCCCGUUCGUGCCCAGCCGCCAGAGAAAGGAGUUUCUUUGUCCAUUGUAAUU